Messenger RNA from Nothobranchius furzeri (turquoise killifish), 2757 nucleotides. Its product is annotated as extracellular calcium-sensing receptor-like. The record is from RefSeq and is a predicted model, not a curated record. NCBI's taxonomy places the organism in Eukaryota, Metazoa, Chordata, Actinopteri, Cyprinodontiformes, Nothobranchiidae. Gene Ontology annotation, molecular function: G protein-coupled receptor activity. Gene Ontology annotation, cellular component: plasma membrane. Gene Ontology annotation, biological process: G protein-coupled receptor signaling pathway.
UAGGUGGUGUAGACUAGAAAUUAUUUAGUCAUGGAAAAAUUGUCACUGAUCACCGGGUUAGUGAUGUAAAAAUAAAUUCAAGCACACUGACAUGCAAAUACAGCCACAUGAGCAAUGGAGAUCUGGACUCGCUCAAUUGGUCCUAGAUUAGCAGUGAGUUUGUUUGCGCUGAUGUGGGUUAUUGUCCUAGGUGGUUCAGAGGAUGCUCUCAAACAAGGGAUUGAGCCUACAGAGGCUGUGGCUGCAGCUGGUGGCUUUACUGAAGCUUCACUUACGAAAUGUUGCCUGCAGGGUGCCCCUCAUUUUCCUGCUUUCUCUAUGGAUGGAGACUUUAUUAUUGGAGGUGUUUUGUCUUUUCACUACCAACUGUACACGGUGAUUUAUAACUACACCGUGAAGCCUGAACCUCUAAGAUGCACAGGAAGGUUUGAUGCUGAAGAUCUGCAGUUCUCCCGUGCAAUGAUGUUUGCUAUUGAGGAGAUAAACAACAGCUCAGAGCUGCUGCCGAACAUCAAACUUGGAUAUCAGAUCUGUGACUCGUGUGCUUCAGUUCUUAUGGCUAUACAUGCAGCUUUUCAACUAGUAAAUGGUCGAGACCCAGUGUUUUACAAAAACAGUAAUUGUUCCCAUACUGGUGUAGUGAUAGCUGUUGUUGGUGAGUCCGGAUCCACGCCAUCCAUCAGCAUGUCACGCAUCAUGGGGUCCUUCAACAUACCUUUGGUCAGCCAUGCUGCUACGUGUUCCUGUCUGUCAGACAAGCAGCAGUUCCCAACUUUCUUCAGAACAAUUCCCAGUGACCAGUUCCAGGCUGAUGCACUGGCCAAGCUGGUGAAACACUUUGGCUGGACUUGGAUAGGUGCUGUCCGCUCAGAGUCUGAUUAUGGAAAUUAUGGCAUGGCGUCUUUUAUUGCUGCAGCACAGAGAGAGGGAAUCUGUGUGGAGUACUCUGUAUCCUUCUUACGGACUGAUCCACAUAACAAAAUCCAGAGAGUAGCUGAUGUUAUUCGCAGGUCAACAGCUGUGGUUGUUGUGGCGUUUGCUGUCUUUGGUGAGAUGAAUGUUCUGUACGAGGAGCUGGUUCGGGAGCCUUCACCACCUCGUCAGUGGAUAGGAAGUGAGGGUUGGAUAACUGACCCACUCUUGAUGAGCCACAGUCUCUUCGCAGGAGCCAUUGGAGUUGGAAUCCAGCGGUCCGUCAUCCCAGGGCUGAGAAACUUCCUACUGGACCUUUCUCCCACUGAAGUAGCUGCCUCCUCAAUGCUGACUCAGUUCUGGGAGGAGGCAUUCAACUGCACACUCACAAAAAAUAAUGACUCAGGCAAGAGAGUGUGUGAUGGAACUGAAGACCUAAAAACUCUGAAGAACCCGUACACUGACACGUCCCAGUUAAGAGGCGUUAACAUGGUGUAUAAAGCUGUUUAUGCAAUAGCUCAUGCCACUCACAGUGCCGUGUGUCAGGACACAAACUUCACCUCUAUCUGUGACAAACACAAAAUAUUGGAGUCCAAACCGGUCUUAGCAGAACUACGGAAAGUCAACUUCUCCAGAAAUGGUUAUCCUGUAUCAUUUGAUGCUAACGGAGAUCCUGCAGCUUUUUAUGAGCUGGUCAACUGGCAGAAGAGUGAGAGUGGAGUUAUUGAGCUGGUAACAGUAGGGUACUAUGAUGCAUCACUGUCAAAGGGAAAGGAAUUUAAUAUGGGCAGGAAUAUAACGUGGGUAAACGGUGGCACACAAGUCCCAGUGUCCGUGUGCUCUGACAUUUGUCGUCCAGGAAGUCGUAAAGUCCUUCAGAAAGGAAAACCCAUCUGCUGCUAUGACUGUAUAACAUGUCCUGAAGGAGAAAUUAGCAACACAACAGAUUCUCCAGACUGUUCCCCGUGUCCCAGUGAAUUGUGGCCUAAUGCACAAAGAGACGCUUGUUUCCCCAUACCUGUGGAGUUUCUUUCCUAUGAUGAAGUCCUGGCAAUCAUCCUGGCUGCAUUCUCUGUUAGUGGGGCCUGUCUGGCCAUCAUAACAGCAGCUAUUUUCUUUCAUCACAGAAGAACUCCAAUUGUCAGAGCCAACAACUCUGAGCUGAGCUUCCUGCUGCUCUUCUCUCUGACUCUGUGUUUCUUAUGUUCAUUAACUUUCAUCGGAGCUCCCUCUGAUUUGUCCUGCAUGCUGCGACACACAGCGUUUGGUGUCAUCUUUGUUCUCUGUAUCUCCUGUGUUCUUGGCAAAACUGUAGUGGUUUUAAUGGCCUUUAAAGCUACACUUCCAGGUAGUAAUGUCAUGAAAUGGUUUGGGCCUCCACAACAAAGACUGACUGUUGUGUUUCUUACUUUAAUUCAAGUCAUAAUUUGCACUGUGUGGCUGUUACUCAGCCCUCCAUUCCCAAUGAAGAAUGUGAGCACAUACAAGGAGAAGAUCAUCCUGGAAUGUGCAUUAGGUUCUGCUGUUGGGUUCUGGGCUGUGCUCGGGUACAUUGGCCUGCUGGCUGUUUUCUGCUUUGUGUUAGCUGUUCUAGCUCGGAAACUACCUGAUAAUUUUAAUGAAGCCAAGCUGAUAACCUUCAGCAUGCUGAUAUUCUGUGCAGUGUGGCUCACCUUCAUCCCAGCAUAUGUCAGCUCUCCUGGAAAAUUUACUGUAGCUGUGGAGAUAUUUGCUAUUCUGGCCUCCAGUUUUGGACUGAUUCUGUGUAUAUUUGCUCCAAAGUGUUUCAUCAUCUUAUUUCAGCCUGAGAAGAAUUCUAAGAAACAUGUAAUGAACAAAAACUGA